UGGCGAAUUUAUUGAUCAUUGUGUGAGUUUCGAAGGCAGGCGUCGCGUCGCGCGCCGCACGUGGCGCCGACAGAGCGCUGCCUCUCGUCGACCAACGCCGCCCACCGCCGGCGCGCCUCCGCGCCAACUUGCGCGAUGCGACGGCCGACGACGCCUCGGCGCGCCUUGGCUGUCACCCGUCUUGUCACACCGCGUUAUCCUCAACUAAAUUAACUUCGUUUACGUAUCGUUACACUCGAACAUCACUUGACAUAAAUAACACCUGCCAACUAAAACAUAUACAGACUGUCGGUUAAUUCGUGUUUAUGUGUACUAUCUCGAAAUGAAUCGAGCGUGAAUAUAAUUUGUUUAUUGUAAUAUCGCAUACUGCCUUUGAAAAAAGGAGGUUCUUUGCGUAUCAAUGCAUGUUCUAAUAAAUAGGGGCUCGUGACAAACGAAGCACGUUCGUGCGACUACGUCAGUAACUGGAAUAGAUUCAGAUAUUACGAAGCGUGAAAUUAAAGGAUAAACAAAUGAAGUCCGGAGCGAGCGCCAUAAUAAUGAAAGAGCAGUCGGCAUCAGAAGGUGUCAAGCUGCAGACACGGGCCGCGUGACCCGGCAAAACGGCUCGGCCGCGGCGCAUCGGCGAACUGGGGCAUAUCGAUAAGUGUGUCCUACUUACCCGGUUUCGUGGCGGUACCGGUGCCGCGGUGCAUUUUAGACGAAGGCGUCAUAGAAGAUGUCCGGAAAGUCUUACACUUCGGGUAGCAUGCGUUCGUGCGCCGGUUCCGUGCGGCUGGGUACAGCAUCCGGCCACGAGGUGGUGCUGGACGCGUUGUACGAGAGGAAACGCGACAAGAAGAGCGUGCGCGUGCUGACCGUUAUCAUAUAUGUAUUCUGCGUGUCGCUGGCCGCUAUAAUGCUCUCGCUCUACUACGUGUUCUUCUGGGAGCCCAAGGACGCGCAAUACGCGCAGCGCAAGGUGUCAAACACAGUCACGCCGCAAAUCAGCACUACACCAAUGCCCACUUGCUUUAUGCCUCACACCGGAGGAAGCAAUACCCCAGUGAAUCAAACUGCCAUUCCACCUAUCCUAGAUGACUUCGCUAAUGCUACGAAUACUAAUGAAACUACUGAAGCGACAAUUAACUUAAUUGUAAACUCAACGAUAUCAACUAUUACCAGAGACAACGAAACAUCAACCACACUUCCAAACCUCAACUACAUCGACACUCUCAACGUUACUACGGUUACAUGACGUUUUGAAAAAUUGUUAAAAAAAACUCACAAAAAAACUACUUGUAGCUAAAUCAUGUCUACAAAUAUAUUCAAAGACAAAAUAGUGCUGACUGAGCAUAUUGGUCUUAUAUGAUCACGUAACGUUUGCCGUCUAUAAAUUCUACAUGAAUUGUGAUACAUAUGUACGUUAAGCAUUGGAUUCAGAUGUUACAACACGAUGUCAGCUAUGUCGAAUCGUAAAAAGAUAUUUAUCUAUAAAUGGGAAAGCGUAGCUGAAAAUUUCAAAACCAAUGACAUUAUUUUCCAGAUACUAAAUAAUGUUCUAGUAGGUUUAAAGAAGUUAUGUAGAAGCGCCCACUUUCACGGAUAGCGCUUUAAGAAUCCUUGCAUAGUAUUAAAAUAGAAUUGUAUUUUAACCUUUGUAAAUUGACAGCUAGGUACGUCAGUGACUAUUAAAUUAUCAUAGUUUAUUUAUAGAAAAGCGUAUAGAAAGUAAAAUCCGUGAUGUUCGCUUAAAGCGAAGUCUGAACCAUAACACCAAUAGCUUAAAAUUCUUAAGAUAAUAAAAUAAUAAUUCGUUAUCCUUAGAUACCGUUUUAAUAAUAUAAAAUAGUUGUAUUAGGUAUUUAUCGAUAAUAAGUGAUAACUUUAAGUUAAAUAAAAAUGUACUAGCCAUGUUUUUAUAAGUUUAUUAGGUUAAUUAAUUUUAUUUGAAACAAAUUAUUUUACAUAUUAUAUCUAAUGCAAAAUAAAUAAUGUAAUGUACUUUUAUAAUGCAAGUUAUAAAUGAAAUUCUUUGACUAUAUUACGUUUUUCAAAUUUAAAUAUUUACUACUACUAUUUAUAAAAUAUCUUAUUUUAUUUUUUGUUUUAUCGUAGUUAUAGCGAGGUUUGUUUGUACAUAGCAGAAAUAUUUUAAUCUUAUAGGUAUUCAAUGCGAAAAUUAUUUUCACUAGUGAAAAAUAUAAUAUCGAAAAUACCUACAUAUAUACCUAUUACUCGUUACUUACGAGUCUUACUUAUCAGGAAAGCAUAGCGUUGGUUGUUGUAUGUUAUGAAAAUAAUUUCAAUAUUUUUGUUCACAGUUAUUAUUAAAAAGUGUGAAAUGUGUUGUUGAUUUGUAAUGUAUUAUAUAUAUUGUUUCCGUUAUGAU
Molecule: messenger RNA, 2371 nt
Organism: Nymphalis io (European peacock)
Lineage: Eukaryota; Metazoa; Arthropoda; Insecta; Lepidoptera; Nymphalidae
Gene: inaF-D
Exons: 2
Coding region: 719-1237 (172 amino acids)
Source: RefSeq, a predicted model, not a curated record